Messenger RNA from Adineta steineri, 1482 nucleotides. The record is from the annotation of a GenBank genome assembly. Lineage: Eukaryota; Metazoa; Rotifera; Eurotatoria; Adinetida; Adinetidae.
AUGUCUAAGCAUCAUCAAGUUGUGAAAAGAUCCUUAAAUGAUGCUGUGAUGAAUUCAAAUCAUGUUGCUGCUGGAACAGGUAUUGAAGGAUCAGACUCGAAUCAACUCUGGGAUCCUUCUGGAAUCUUUGUCGAUGUGAACUUGGAUUUAUAUGUGGCAGAUUGUUUAAAUGAUCGAGUUCAGCUAUUUCUGUUUGGAAAAUCAAAUGGCAUCACAGUAGCUGGAUAUACAUCACUAAAUCCAACAAUUACACUUGAUUGUCCAAGUGGAAUUAUAUUAGACGCUGAGAAAUAUUUAUUCAUUGUAGAUCAGGACAAUCAUCGCAUUGCUGGUUCAAGCUUAAAUGGUUUUCGAUGUUUAGUUGGAUGUUAUGGAGGGGGUUCACAAUCCAAUCAACUGAUAUACCCAUUUAGUUUGAGUUUUGAUCAUUCUGGAAACAUGUUUGUUACUGAUACAUCAAAUCAUCGAAUUCAAAAGUUUUUAUUGAUGAAAGAUUCUUUUGCUGUUUCAUACAAUCAGCCAAAGUUUUGCCCAACUGCCGCUUGGAAUUCCAAUGGAAUUACCAUUGCUAAUCAAUCGAUUGUUUCUCUUAUAUCUAUCGCCAUUUUUGUAAACACAAAUAACACAAUUUAUGUACCUAAUCAAGAAAAAAAAACAAUUGUAAUGUGGGAAGAAGAGAGUGUCAAUCCAACAAAGAUUAUUCACGGUAAUUUUACACUCUCCUUUUCCCUCUUCGUGACAUCAAAUGGUGAUAUUUAUAUUGAUGAUGGUCAGAAGCAUGGUCGAGUGCAGAAAUGGAUGCCAGAAAAAAAUACCUUUGUCACGGUGAUGAAUGUCAACUCGUCGUGCUGGGGUUUAUUUGUUGAUAUCAAUAACACUCUUUAUUGUUCAAUGCGUAUUCAUAAUCUAGUAGUGAAAAGAUCGUUGAAUAACUCUGCGAUGGUUUCAGAUCAUGUUGCUGCUGGAACAGGCAUUGGAGGAUCAGACUCGAAUCAACUCAGAAGUCCUUCUGGAAUCUUUGUCGAUGUGAACUUGGAUUUAUAUGUGGCAGAUUGUUACAAUAAUCGUAUUCAGUUGUUUCAGUCAGGAGAAUCAAAUGGUAUCAUAGCAGCUGGAAGUGAAUCACUAAAUCCAACAAUUACACUUUAUUGGCCAAGUGGAAUUAUACUAGAUGCUGAGAAAUAUUUAUUCAUUGUAGAUCAAAAUAAUCAUCGAAUUAUUGGUUCAGGAUUGAAUGGUUUUCGAUGUUUAGUUGGAUGUUAUGGAAAGGGUUCACAAUCCAAUCAAUUGACCAGUCCAUUUAGUUUGAGUUUUGAUCGUUUCGGAAACGUGUUUGUUAGUGAUCAAUCAAAUUAUCGAAUUCAAAAAUUUCAAUAUUUCGAAGAAUCUUGUAAUAAAUUUAUUGAAUCUAUCGGUAAAAAACACAUUUUACCAAGUAAAAAAUAUAUUUUAGCAAGUAAAAAACAUAAAGUUGAUAAGUAA